CUCUUACUUAAAUAUAAGCCACUAACAUUCACCAGAGGGUUAGUCACUUAUUCCCUUCCCAGGAAGACAGAAAGCAACAUGGCAUUUAUUAAGAAGAUCUUGCUAUUUUUCUCACUGAUGCCAGUAUUUGUACUCUCUGAAAGUGACCAGAUUGUUGAGGAUGUAAUUGAAGAAAUCAAACCAAGGUAUAUAAAGCCUGUUGGUGCUCCUUUUCGAAUGGAUCCAAACAGCCCAGAAAUCCAGAAUGUGGCCAAUAAUGCUGUUGCAGAGUACAACAAGAUAUCCAGAGGAAAAAACUAUUUCAUACUUCUCAAUGUCACGUCUGCUGAAGCACAGGUCACAAAUACAAUUACAUACAAGCUCAAUGCUGAGAUCGGAAGAUCAAAAUGCAAGAAGUCUGAAGAUAUCAAUUUAAAAGCAUGUGCCUUAGGAAAAAAGAGACUCAAUUGUCACUUUGAGAUCCAGUUUCAUCCUUCUAAAAACAAGAAUGCCCUCAUUGACUCUAAAUGCAAGAAAUAGGUUUUCUCUGUUGUUUCUACUGCUUUCUUAGUUUAGUUGCUCCCUGUUUAACCAGUUGAAUAGAAGACUGUAUAAUGUAACUGGAUAUGGCAUAUUCUGCAUAAUUGUUCCUUUUUAAGAAAACAGUUUAAAAUCAUAUAUUUUUAUUAAACUCUUAAGAUUACAAAGCUA
Messenger RNA from Lepisosteus oculatus (spotted gar), 690 nucleotides. RefSeq names its product cystatin. Lineage: Eukaryota; Metazoa; Chordata; Actinopteri; Semionotiformes; Lepisosteidae. Gene Ontology annotation, cellular component: vesicle; cytoplasm. The record is from RefSeq and is a predicted model, not a curated record. Gene Ontology annotation, molecular function: cysteine-type endopeptidase inhibitor activity.